Ectocarpus siliculosus is the source of this 1617-nucleotide messenger RNA. Lineage: Eukaryota; Phaeophyceae; Ectocarpales; Ectocarpaceae. The record is from the annotation of a GenBank genome assembly.
AUGGCUACGUACCCUCGGCGCCCUGGCACGGCUUCGGAUCAACGGCACCAGGCAGGCAAGCCGCAGCUGCUAAGGGACUCAACGUACUCUGGUGGCCGGCGGAUCAAGUCGUCGUCCGCGCCGCCGACCGCAGCAGGCACCAGGGAUGCAAACGCGGGCGAGAGCAUCGAUCACCAGGACGAUUAUGAGGUUCUGCCAACAGCUGGACUUGAGAUCCACUGCCGCAGCGAAACACUGGGACCACUUCAACCUUCGCAAAUAUACCCGCUCCGGCCGACCGUCGAGAAGGAAAGGACCCCGCUGUCGUACUCCGAUGUUGGGCAACGGACACUUCGAAGGAGAGAGACGUCGAGUCCAACCGGCGAGGGAAAUCAAGAAGCCGACGAUCAAGAAGACUAUGGUCGGGUCGUCCGUUGCGAGGAGCCCAGGUUGGACCAAGGCACUACAGUGGUAGGGCAGAAAGGGGCGUACACAGCCGACAACGAGCUGGUCACCAACCCGUUCUUCUCCACGCCCCAGAAUGCGGCAGACUAUCAUCCUGCAGAAGGAGACUGUCAAUCGGCGGGCAGGCAAGACCGAGGCGCGACGGUGGUACUCUCGUCCACCGUACUUCUAAGUCCGCGAGGAAGAGCCAGAACCUCAACUCCCUCUACCGCCUUUGCAGCUGAAUGGAGAGCCGUCAGUCAAGACAACGAGGCAGAUUGGGCAUACAGCCUCUCCCCCAGACCGCAUACGACCCAAGACAGCUAUUUUGGCGGCGGCUCUUGGCACGAUCCUCCAACAGCUUACUCAUCGAAUGCCCGAUGCGAACAGCGUUGGGCGCCAUCAGACGCUAAGAGUGGACAGCACGGUACAAGCAAGGACCCUGCCGACCUCUUGGAAAUUCUAUGGGGGCAAGGAAGUGUCUCUGCCGCCCACGGAAGACACGGACUAGCAAAUGACAACCUGGCUCGCACACUGUUUGGAAAAGACGAGUUCGCGGGAGACCGCGAAAUCGCCUGCUUCCUCGCUUCGGCGGCCGCGGCAGCAGAGGCGGAGGCGGCGUCAAGCGCAACAGCAGCUUCACUGGCAGCAGCCGCAGCGAAUUUUCCCGCUCAAGAGACAGGGGGCACGCACUCUUCACAGCGCCCACCUCUGCUGAUUCCUAAAGCAACGAUCUCACUUGUCGCGGUUCCCAUCCACGCGGACGACCCCUCCCGUCGGUACAACCCAUAUCACCUGCGGAUUGUGAGCCGGGAGGUAGACGGGGGUCUGGGAGCAGGACGGGGGGACGAUUUGGAAGGCAUGCCCGACGAUGACGGAGAGACUUCUGGCAACUCGAGCAACGAAGAUUCAACUGGAGAAACAUUGCCACGAGUGCAAAAGGCAUCCUGCCCUCCUCAAGGUAAUCGCCGGCGGAGAAGCGCGGAACAGCGGGGUUCUCCGGGAACAGCCUUGGGGCUGGAGGAAAAACAAGGGCAGGACGACUGCAGAGAUAUCGAGAGGGCGUACAUUUGCUCGGACGGGGUCACGUACGUCAACGUUCACGGCGAGACGACCUUUCAGUCUCUGAACCAAUGGAGCAAGGAAAAGGAGCGAUUUGACACCUUGAGUCGGAUGAGAUUUGUACGCAGGUAA